This is a messenger RNA of Melampsora larici-populina 98AG31, 402 nucleotides long. RefSeq lists its product as uncharacterized. The record is from RefSeq and is a predicted model, not a curated record. Gene Ontology annotation, molecular function: protein heterodimerization activity. Gene Ontology annotation, biological process: peptidyl-glutamine methylation; tRNA methylation; rRNA (guanine-N7)-methylation. The transcript has 4 exons. Lineage: Eukaryota; Fungi; Basidiomycota; Pucciniomycetes; Pucciniales; Melampsoraceae. The coding region runs from base 1 to 402 and encodes 133 amino acids.
AUGGUCCGAUUAAUAACCCAUAACCUACUAUCAUGUAACUCAAGAACCUGUUCAACCCCCACAAACUUUCCCUUAAAGUUUCAAUCAAUAACCAAACUAGAAACCAUUCCAUCAAAUUUCAAUAAAGAAUUCUUGAUGGGAUUUUUACCUAAACUUGAUUUUAAUGCUUUACUUGAAGCUAGUAGAUCAUUAGGUGAUGAUCGGUUACCUGAUUCUAUACCUGAUCAACAAAUCGAAGAUCCUAAUUCAAUACCUGAUGAGAUUUGGUUAGCAUUACACCAUGCAUUACUUGAAAUUCAUGUACAGGAAGGACAAAUGGUUUGUCCAUCUUGUUCACAUAUCUUUGUAAUUAAAGAUGGAAUACCUAAUAUGUUGUUAGCUGAACAUGAAAUUCAUCGAUGA